This is a messenger RNA of Dicentrarchus labrax (European seabass), 3810 nucleotides long. It is a transcript of the gene ndufaf6, whose product is annotated as NADH:ubiquinone oxidoreductase complex assembly factor 6. NCBI's taxonomy places the organism in Eukaryota, Metazoa, Chordata, Actinopteri, Moronidae. Gene Ontology annotation, biological process: mitochondrial respiratory chain complex I assembly; biosynthetic process. The record is from RefSeq and is a predicted model, not a curated record. Gene Ontology annotation, cellular component: mitochondrion. The transcript has 11 exons. Bases 197 to 1153 code for a protein of 318 amino acids.
GAGGUGCUCGCUGUGUUUGAGAGCAGGAGGAAGAGGGAGCGGUUAUCAAGCUGUUAAUCAUUUCAGGAAGAGGACCAGCGCUGUGGACUUUGUUCUUCACUGACCUCUGCCUGGUGGAGAACACAGUUUGUCCAGGUAGCUCUGCAGAGACAGGAGAGGACACACCAAGACAGCGUACAGAAACAGGAGUGUAUAUAUGGAGUGUGUUCAGCAGCAGCUCUCCAUCUGUUUAUGCUCUAAAGUCCAAGUCGUACAGAUAUCACCCAACAGGAUCCAGAGUGUGAGAGCGGCGAGCAGCGCGACAGCAGACUCACAACUCACCGAGAAAUACUGUCUGGAGCUGGUCAGGUCCAGAGACUAUGACGGCUUUGUGUCCUCCCUCCUCCUCCCAGAGGAGGCGCGGCGCUCCUCUUUGGCUCUGAGAGCCUUUAAUGUGGAGCUGGCUCAGGUGAAGGACUCCGUUUCCCAGAAGACCAUUGGUUUGAUGCGAAUGCAGUUCUGGAAGACGGCCAUUGAAGACAUCUACAGAGACGAUCCUCCGAACCAGCCCGUCACUGCCGAGCUGUGGAGGGCGGUGAGGCAACAUUACCUGACAAAGAGAUGGCUACUGAGGAUCAUAACAGAGAGAGAGAAGGAUCUGGAUGACCGAGCCUACAGAAACCUCCAGGAGCUGGAGGCGUAUUCAGAGAACACGCAGUCCUCCUUGUUGUACCUGCUGCUGGAGAGUUUAGGGUUGAAAAAUGUCCACGCUGACCACGCAGCGAGUCACAUCGGUAAAGCUCAGGGAAUCGUGACGUGUCUGAGAGCGACUCCUUAUCACAGCAGCCGACGGAAAGUCUACCUGCCCAUGGACAUCUGCAUGCUGCACGGAGCUUCCCAAGAGGACUUCAUCCGCGGCAGCCGGGAGCAGAACGUCCGGGAUGUCGUGUACGACAUCGCCAGUCAGGCUCACGUACAUCUACAACACGCGCGAUCAUUUAGCAGCAACGUCCCAGCAACUGCCACUCCAGCCUUCCUCCAGACCGUGGUGGUGGAGGACUACCUACAGAGAGUGAGGAGGGCAGAUUUCGAUGUUUUCAGCCCCAGUCUGCAGAACAAAAACCCCCUCCUCCCCUUCCAGCUGUACCUCCGCUCCUGGAAGAAGACCUACUGACUGUCCUUCACCACCUCCUCCUCUUCCUCCUGCUGUCUCUGAAGGCUGCAGAACUGAAGCCCAGAGUCUUCGCCUCUCUGGGGGGAUUCUGCCUGAAGGAACACGCUGUAGCACGUCUAUAAAGAAACCCAGACUUGUUCUGAACCACAGUGCUGCAACUGAAAUCUGCCUCCUAAAUAAUAAACCAACAACCACAAACAGCAGCGGACACACAGACUGUCGUUUCUCAACAUCUGGUUCACACACCUGCUUUGGUCCUUCAGAAUCUUAUUUGUGAAUGUACGAGGGAAAUUUUUUAUGGUUUUAUGCAAACUUAAAGGAUGAUUCCAAGGAUGAUAAUGUUUUAACUACCAAGUUAAUUACUGAGGUCUUGAAACACUAAAGAGAAGAAACGGGAGCAGUCAGACGAUCAGACAAACCAACAUAUUUGGGAAAAUGAUUCCUCAAACUGUCCGUUGGUUUCCGCUUCGCAGUACACGAGGAAGAGCCAUCUAUCUUCAUCACAUCACAGGGUUGAUGUAGAACGAUAAAGUCCGAACUUUGAGUCAGAUGUUUGUUAGCUAGUGUCGCCAACAUCGUCAGCCUUUCCUGACAGUUUAAAAUAUAUGCAGCGGUGGAAGAAGUAUUCACAGCUUUUACUUCAGUUAAAGUCCCAAUAACAAGAGUUAAAAUAGUAAAAGUACUCAUUAUUUCAGAAUAAUAUAUAUUAUUGGAGUGUAAUUAUUGAUUAAUAUGUAAACCUCAUUAAUGUUGCAGCUGCUGAAGGUUUACCGCUGAAUAGUUUGAUCUAUAAUAAUACAUCAUGUAUUAGUUAAUUGUACAUUCUGUAAUAAACUGAAUCUGCAAUGCAACAACAUCAGAGGUUUAAAGCAGCAUGAAACAGAAAUCCUCAAGUACUUCUAACUUCACUCAACUAUCUGUACUUCUACUCCUUACAAUUUCAAAACAGGCUCUGUACUUUUAGUUUUAAUGCAUUCUUUGUUAUUAAGUUUUUGCAUCAUCGCACGCCAUCCCAACGUCAGGGCCAGAGCGUAUCACUCCUCACAGACGAGAGAGGGAGACUCUUUUUAAAGAUUCAGUUUGCUUUGCACAGAAACAGCCGGUACAUUUCAGAGCCUGUUCUUUUUCACUUUUACUUGAGAAAACAAUCAGUACUUCUACUUUUACACAAGUAUCUGUACUUCUACUUGAGUGAAGUGUGCGUCUGAAUAAAUGUACUUAGCUACGUUCCACCACACAUGUAUUUUGAAUAACGUAAUAGCAACCAAUCAGAGGAGAAGAAAAGAAGAAAACUCGGAAGAAAACUAGAAAGAUGCUUUGGGUUGGAGGCUUGAAGAUAGCUGAUUGUCCCACAGCGUCUGUAUUUGAGGCCCGGUUCUACUGUCAGGAUAUAGUGAAAGUUUCAGUGAAAUAUUUUAUAAAAAUUGCAGCUUUAACUGCAGGAAUGUCAGGAAACAAAGCAGCUGGGUUCCGACUGUAAAUACGCUGCUCCAUACUGAUAAAUGGACCACAGGUGAGUUCUGUAGUAAUCAACUCGUCACAGCGAGCACACUGUUUCCCUGUGCAAUGACGGACUAUUACCAACAUCUCUCACUUUCAGUUUGACCUCCAAAUAAAGUGGUUUAGAUAAACUGUUGGUUUGUUCACAACUUGUCUGUUCGCCUGACUGCUCUUGGUGGGAAAAAAACCAGAAAAAUAACCCCCACAGUGUAGCGCCUGCAAUUAUUCUUUCCAUUGUUUUAUUGCUUCUACCUUCAGAGGAAGACGAAGAGAAAGAAGCGCUGGAAGAAGACAGCAGGAGUGUCAGUCUGUCACCAACAUGGCAGAUCCUGGUAGAAAAAGCUGCUGUCCAGCCGUGGUGGUUGCUAUGGUAACGGAAGACAUUUAUUUAUCCAUUACACCCUUCAGUAUUUUCAUCAGUUUGGUCCCUAAUCCCAUCCGACUCUUCACUCUCAAUAAAUUAUAAAACUUUCACAGCAAAUUACUCGCCAUAUUUCACCUUCACCGUAAUUUGUAGUUCAUUUUUUAUUUAUUUGUUUGUUGCAAGGAUUCUGUGAUCUUCCCUUUUCUCUCUCGUCUGUCUAAUUGUGGCUGCGGAGGAAAAUCUCACAGAGAGUUCGGAUGUCAUUUUGGUCCGAGAUUCAGUGUUUUUUUUUUUUUUUUUUGAGCCACUCAGCACAGAGAGUGACUGGAGGAGGGAGGGACCAAUCAAUGGGAAGAACAGAAUCUCAAAAGAUAAUGAGGAGGAAGAUGUACACUCAGGCUGCAUCAAAUAAGGAACACUUUAUCUUUGAAAAGACUUGAUACAAAGAACACCUGUGGAGAGCUGUUUGAAGUUUCCUACUGCACAAAUACAUCAAUGUACUCACACUGGCCCUGCUGUGUGUGUGUGUGUGUGUUACUGUUCUCCUGAGAUAAAUCUUAUCUUCUGCAGCUGUUAUCAAGCCAAACUGAGCCCAUAAUGGAAAGGAAAUAACUGCUGUAUGUUAGUUUUGUUUCACGCUGGGGCGGAAAAACCUGCAGGAGGAUGAGAAACGACUGUAGGCGCUAAAUUAUGUACUGAAUUACCCCGAAGUGAAACACACCCACACAUCAUGUUUAGCAUCUGAAGGAUAAAAUAACAUCAGGGUCUUUAAAUAAAGCAGAGGAUGACAUUU